Corticium candelabrum is the source of this 2401-nucleotide messenger RNA. RefSeq names its product cyclin-D-binding Myb-like transcription factor 1. The coding region runs from base 68 to 2245 and encodes 725 amino acids. The record is from RefSeq and is a predicted model, not a curated record. Gene Ontology annotation, biological process: regulation of transcription by RNA polymerase II. Lineage: Eukaryota; Metazoa; Porifera; Homoscleromorpha; Homosclerophorida; Plakinidae. Gene Ontology annotation, molecular function: RNA polymerase II cis-regulatory region sequence-specific DNA binding; DNA-binding transcription factor activity, RNA polymerase II-specific. Gene Ontology annotation, cellular component: nucleus. The transcript is spliced from 11 exons.
CGGGUUAUCCUGGUUGUUGGAGGGAACUGCUCUUGUCAUCGCUCCCGGACGGUUCGAGGCCCUACUGAUGGCGUCGGCACCCGGCGAAUCCCCGGACGAACCGCAAAGCGCGGCAACGGAAACUAUCGAAACAGCUUGCGAAGGCCCGACAGAAACGGUCGUCGUAGAAGAGAGCGGAAUCGCGGGAAAGCGUUCACGCGACGCGAACGAUGCCGAUUCGGUCGCCAAACGGUCGAAACUCGACGAGGGAAUGUUUUCCACCCCGAUGGACGCUCUCGUGACGAUUGCUGGCGACCAACAGCAGAUAGUUGUCGAGCACGAGACGUCGGGAAACGAUGUCGAGCAGGCUGCGACGUUUGACGACGCGCAUGUGAUCGAGUCGAUCACAGAAAUGGCGACGCCUGUUGAUGUCAGCCAGUUGGGUGUGACGCAGGUCGUUGCCUCGGGCACGUACACGCUGGCGAACACGACGUCUGAAGUGCAGGUUGUAUCGACUCGGCAAGGCGCGUCGGAAAUGGAUGCUGCUGGCGCGGGGCCGCAGAUAACUUUGCUGGCUAUUGAUACGGGAGAGGUCGGGGCUAGUCAUCAGACUCGAGCUCUGCAUGAGAGUGGGGAUACGGAUCCUGAUGUGAUUAAUCAGUGUUGGUUUUCUCCUAAGGAUGACAAGGACAAUCCACAGGGCAUCAAGUGGAAGUCUGGCAUGUGGUCGAAAGCUGAGAAUGAAAUACUUCGAGUUAACAUAGCAGAAUACUUGAAGACAAACAAUAUAGCAACAGCUGAGGAAGUUAUCUUUGAACUGUCAAAGGAAGAACGGAAAGACUUUUACAGAACAAUCGCUCGUGGCAUCAAACGUCCACUGUUUGCUGUGUAUCGACGCGUACUGAGGAUGUAUGACAAGAAGAAUUACCUGGGGAAGUACACAACAAACGAGGUUGAUCAGUUAAAAGAGCUAAGACAGAAACACGGAAAUGAUUGGGCAGCAAUCGGUGCAGCUAUGAAUAGAAGUGCAUCUUCUGUCAAAGACAGGUGUCGCUUGAUGAAGGAUGGAGGCAAUUCAGGUAAAUGGACUGAUGAAGAAGAAAAACGUCUGAGCUCUGCUGUGCACGAAAUCACAGGAACAAAGCCAGGAGAUUAUGUGACCUGCAGUCUUCCAUGGGCUAAAGUAGCAGAAAAAGUGGGAACUCGUACAGAGAAACAAUGCAGAUCCAAAUGGUUGAACUAUUUGAACUGGAAGGAGGCAGGAGGGGUGGAAUGGAAAAAGAGAGAUGAGGUGGAACUGAUUGAUCGAGUGUAUGGCGUUGGAGUUGACGAUGAGAAUGAUAUCGAUUGGGCAUCUCUUAGUCAUGACUGGAAAGCUGUACGCUCUCCCCAGUGGCUUCGUAGUAAAUGGUGGGCUCUCAAACGCCACGUGCCUGACUCGCAUAUAACAAAUUUCCGUCAUGCCAUUGAAUAUCUUCAUGCCAACCAUGCCAGUCUACUGAGAAACAAAGUCGAGAAACUUGAACCACGUCCUCGUACAUCCAGUGCUAGUGGCCACCAGCAGACUGUCGCUAUGGCAUUGCCAUUUGUGUCACUCCAGGGUGGUCAACUUACUACACUACCUGGAGGAGGAAAGGCAGUUGCUAUGGUGCCAGUACAACUGAAUCAAGCCAGUGCUAACGGAGGGACAGCGGUGAUACUGAGUGGUGAUAUGUCGCUUGAGGCUGUUCAAGCACAGUUGAACUCUUUGCAGUCUCAGAUAAUGAGUUCGCAGGGAGGCGAUCAACCGCAGGCUUACAUUAUACAGUCACCUUUCGGUGGUGGGCUUGGUGCUCACACUGUUCUCGUCCAAUCGCAAGAAGCAGGCAACGCUGGAGAGGCCAUUGUGACCGCUGUGUCUGAAGAGGCACCAAGUGGCGAAACCGAAGUGCCUAUGCCAGGAGCAACUCCGGUGGCUGGAACGGAAUCGGUCGAAAGUAGCGCAACUACCGAGGUGCAGGCUGCUGGACUUGCUGGAGGUGAUGUCAGUCUUGCCACUCAUAUCCAAGCCGGUCAGAUCGUGGAAGGGACCACAACAGCCGUAUUGAUUGCACCGGAAGUCACCGAAGAAAGCACCAUCACAACAGAAGUGCCGAUGGUCGGAGAAGAAGUAACGACAGAGUCUGUUGCGACCAUGUUGGAAGGCGGAGUCGAAGUCACCUCCGAUACCAUGGAAAUGAGCGAGGGCCAAGUCGAGGUGACCUCCGAGAUACCCCAGGAAAAUUAAGACAGAGAGAAGACAGAAACUGAACGUGAGGUGUUGUUAGUUUUCUAGUUGCACGUCUCAAAUUUUGCUCAUCGUGUCGUGUCUGUGUGUCUUGUACUAAUUAUAUCCAUUCGUGCCUCAGUUGUACACUCAAAAAUAAACUUUAUUGGAAGUCCA